AAAGUGGGCGUUGGGUGUAUAAAAAGGAGCAUUGUGCAUGAUUGAUUGCAAUUGGGGUGUGUUUUAACUAAAGAGAAGAGUGUUUUUGAAUUUCAUAUCAUAUCAUAUCCAUGGCAUCGGUGGGGGUUACGGGCGGUGAACCGGUGGUCAAAGCGGUGGCUUUAUGCGGCUCUCUUCGUAAGGCUUCCUUUAAUCGUGGCCUUAUUCGAGCCGCGAUGAAGAUUUGUAAGGAGGAAUCGGGAAUUGAAAUCGAGUACCUGGAAGUGGAUCCCUUGCCCAUGCUUAAUACCGAUCUUGAAACUCCAAACGGAGGUUUUCCUCCCGUCGUUGAGGCUUUCCGCCGCAAGAUCCUUCACUCCGAUUGUAUUCUCUUCGCUUCUCCCGAGUAUAAUUACUCUAUUGCCGCUCCCUUAAAGAAUGCAAUUGAUUGGGCAUCAAGACCACCAAACGUGUUUGCCGGAAAGGCAGCGGCGAUAAUGAGUGCCGGCGGUGGAUUCGGCGGUGGAUUGGCACAAUUCCAUCUCCGGCAAGUGGGAGUGUUUUUGGACCUUCACUUUGUGAACAAGCCUGGGGUUCAUGUGAAUGCCUUUCAACCACCUCCCAAGUUCAAUGAAGAUGGUGACUUGAUUGAUCAACAAACCUAUCAGAACUUGAAACUACUUCUUCUUUCCCUUACCAACCUUUCUCUACGACUCCAAUCCAAUUCCAAAUAAUCAUUUAAAUCUAUUUAAAUUAAUUACACUUUGUUUUCCCUUCCUUCUCUCUUCCCAUCCUUCAAUAAUUAAUUACAAUAGCGUCUCCUUUUCAAUCAUAAUCAUAAUUAAUAAUAAUAAUCUUUGUAUUGUGUGUGUUACUUCCUU
Messenger RNA from Cucumis sativus (cucumber), 860 nucleotides. Its product is annotated as NAD(P)H:quinone oxidoreductase. The record is from RefSeq and is a predicted model, not a curated record. Bases 111 to 713 code for a protein of 200 amino acids. Gene Ontology annotation, molecular function: FMN binding; oxidoreductase activity. Gene Ontology annotation, cellular component: cytosol. The transcript has 3 exons. NCBI's taxonomy places the organism in Eukaryota, Viridiplantae, Streptophyta, Magnoliopsida, Cucurbitales, Cucurbitaceae.